This is a messenger RNA of Drosophila kikkawai, 726 nucleotides long. RefSeq lists its product as uncharacterized. The record is from RefSeq and is a predicted model, not a curated record. NCBI's taxonomy places the organism in Eukaryota, Metazoa, Arthropoda, Insecta, Diptera, Drosophilidae.
GUAGCACAACCAUUUAAGGCUAUGAAACUCUAAAUACAAAUUUGUACCUUUACUUUUACCUUUACAAAAGUUGUCAGGUUUUUAUAAUUUAACCGAACAACAAAAUCAAAAUUGUUAAAUAUUCUCAAUGACCCGAAUUUUAGUCUCCACCAUGGCCAACAGUGUAUUUCUCACCAAAGUUCUUGUUCCACGCCACCUAAAGCCACUUGCGCCGUUAUUAAGUAAUUAUAGUUUAACCAAGAGUAAAAAUCCCUUUAUCUUCACGGAUAUAACAUUUCUGAGAAGCUCAGAAGCCCCAAAAGCAAGCAAGAUUAAAACCAACUGGCGACAAUUAUCCGAUAAGCUCUUUCAAAAGGGAAAAGGCGAUGAGCACAACUAUUUCCUAAGAAUUAGAAGGGAACAAUUUCUCAAGCUCAAAGAGCGCAAGAUCAAGGAAAUCGUGGCUGAUCUUCGGGCCUUGGAGGCUGAAGUCAGGGAAAUGGACCACAAGACCAGUCUCCGGGCGGAGACGGUAAGACAGAAUCUGAUGGUGGAAAUUCGAGAACUAAAGGCCUUGCUGGAGAAGUUCAAAAAGAGUCUGUGAAAAAGAGAACUACAAAAUAUAGCCGGCACAUCAUCUUCAACCAUUAAUAGUGAAACGUGAAUAUACAAAGACAUGCCGAAGUUGGUGGGAAAUCUGAUGCAGGUAUUGAUACGCAAAUCAAAGGCGUUUUUCCAAGGCAAUCA